AUGGGCGGCUGUGUAAGUCAUAAUCGCAAUAAUCACAGUCAUCGAAGAAGACGAUCGCACUCAUCACGUAAUAAUACAACAACAAGUGGAGCCGUUGGCCGAAAUAAACCAUUAAAUCGUUCAACUUGCCGGCCAAAAUGGAAAUCAGAUGUACCCAUUACUGAAAAUCAAUUGCGCCGUAAACGUGAAGAAUACUGGGAUACAGCUCCUGCUUUCGAUGGUCGAAAAGAAAUCUGGGAUGCAUUACAUGGUGCAUGUUAUUCUAUUGAACAAAGUGAUAUUGAUUUAGCACAAUCAAUUAUCAACUGUGCUAAUAUAUCUCUUCCUCAUGGUACACUUCUUGAUUGUUAUGACGAACUCGGUACUCGUUAUCAAUUGCCUAUAUAUGUAUUAUCACCACCAACAAAUAUAGUCGAUGGUGACCAAUCAUCGAUUGAUUCUCGUGGUGAUAAUGAAUCUGGUGCAAGUGAAAUUGGCCUUGCUAUGACAGCAGCUGUCGAUCGUGAACGCGACUACGGUGGUAAUCACAGUUCAUCAUCAUCAUCAACAACAACUAUAACAACAAAUAAUCAAUCUCGUACAACAAAAUCAUUAUCCUCAUCAACAACAUAUCAUGUUGGUCAUAAUCCAAUAGUACGUGAAAUAAAGAAACAUCGUCGAAAACAGAAAUAUAAUGCCGAUUCUGGUAAUGAUUCAUCGUCUACAAAUACAACAACACCCCCAUCAAUUGUGAAUCAGCAACAAGCAAAUAUUGAUCAUGAUAUUGAGAUCCCCAUUAAAUUUCGUUUGUCCAAUGGGAAAGAACAUCGUUUAUAUUGCAAACAAAAUGAAAAAAUACGCAAUAUUAAAAGACGUUUGGCUUUGUUAGAAAACGGAGACAUUGAUUCUCAAGCACAACGAUUAUUUUUUGGUGGAAAAUUAUUACGAGAUCGUUCAGCUGUAUGGGAAGCUCAUUUACAACGUAAUUUUGUUGUUCAAGUUGUUCUAACAGACAAACCGGUGGCGUCUACUAGCGCCAUAACAACAAGUGAUCACCUAAUAAAUGCAGAUGACAAGACAGAUCAUUCAAUUACAACACCAGUUCAAUUAACGGAUUCUUCUAGAAUUGAAAAAAUCUAA
This is a messenger RNA of Rotaria socialis, 1119 nucleotides long. The record is from the annotation of a GenBank genome assembly. Lineage: Eukaryota; Metazoa; Rotifera; Eurotatoria; Philodinida; Philodinidae.